CGAAGUGUCGCGCCCCACUCGGCUGCCUCCUGCUUGCGUGACUUCUGCACAGGCGAUCGACGCCAAACAGACAGCAGGCAGCGUGUCCCUUAAGAGCCGCAAUCGUCACGCCCUCCUGUCCUACCUCAACUCCGCCGAGUCUACGCCUCCCACACACCAUGACGCGCAAGGAGGUCUACGCCGUGGGCCUGGUGUUCACGCUAGUGUGCACUGCGAUGACAGUCGCCAGUAUUGCCUCGCCGAGGUGGAUAUCGUACCGUCCAAAUGGCGAACGAGAAUACUCAUACGGCCUGCACUCGCGCUGCUCGGCCAAGACUGGGCACUGCGUGCCCUUCCCUCGCACCACCGACUGCGACAAAGACGCUUCAUUCUGCAACAUGUGGCGCACCGUCGGCUUCCUGAUGAGCUUUGGUGUGGUCGUUGAGCUGUGCACGCUGGUCAGCUUCGUGGUCAUUGUGGCUGGCGGCGUGCAGAGGAGAGUGCAGGGCUGGGGUGUUGUGGUGGGUGUUUUGGUAUUCAGCGCCCUCAUUCAGGGCGCUGGUAUGGCUAUUGUGUCAUACGUCUUCGAUCACGACGCACGAUUUUUCUCAGGAUUCCUACUCGACUCCUCCUGGUCUAUGUGCACCGCAUCCUGGACACUUCUCGUUCUCACAGCGCUGGGCAUCACCGCAUCAGCGUACUACCUGCCUAUAGAGGGCGAUUACGAGCUCAUCCCAGAAAUGGACAUCGAGCCUGACGACCAACUCCUUUCCCGUGUCGCAGCCUGGGACAACGGCUACAAGCACAUCGGCUUCCAAUACACCAACGACCCUCCCGAACGAGACCCCGACAUGAUGAGCAUUGCCUCGUUCCAGAGCAGACAGAGCAUAUCGAAUUCCGUACGAUCGCCCUCGAUGUCGCGGCCGACGCGGUAGUUGACCUACCCCGGCCCAGUUCGCCUUGACGAGAUAUUAUUAUCACUUGCAUGAGAUUGUAAUGGCGGUUUUCUUCUAGCAUAACGGCGGAAUGACUGCGUUUGAGCGUUGUUUGGCGCUGGGUGCGUUUUCUGCAGCGGACUGAUUGGGCGCGUUGCUAUUGUUAUGCCGGGUUUUGCAUGUUCGCUUCCUAAUGAUACCCCUCUGCUACUCUUCCUGGUGGUUUUGGGCAAGCGGCUGAAUGUUUGGUACGUACUACAAGCGUGGAGUUGCAAUCGACCGCAUUUU
Molecule: messenger RNA, 1202 nt
Organism: Boeremia exigua
Lineage: Eukaryota; Fungi; Ascomycota; Dothideomycetes; Pleosporales; Didymellaceae
Exons: 4
Coding region: 159-914 (251 amino acids)
Source: RefSeq, a predicted model, not a curated record